AUGUCAAACACCAUCCAGAAUUUAGACCCCGCCUUGGCUAGAAGAUUGGCGGAUAUGGAGGCCAUCAUCCAACGAAUCCCAGGAGUCCCGACCCCAAUCAAGAAAAGUGCAGAGAGCUGUUAUGCUGACUCGCCCUUUGUGGACGAAAUAACUUUGGUGGAAAUGCCGAGGAAGUUCAACUUCCCCCACAUGAAGAUGUUUGAUGGCGCGUCUGACCCAGACGACCAUAUCGCCCAAUAUCGACAGAGGAUGUUCACCGUGGCCAUCCCUCGUGACAUGAGGGAGGCGUGCAUGUGUAAGGGGUUCAGUUUUAGUCUAAUAGGAUCGGCCCUCCAGUGGUAUAUGAAUCUCCCGAAUAACUCUAUUAGCUCUUUUGCCCAACUAACUGAUGUUUUUGUCCAACAGUAUGCAAGUAGUAGGAAAUUGGAGAAGAUCUCGGAAGACCUGUACGCCAUUGUCCAAAGACAUGGAGAACCCUUUCGAGACUAUAUUAUACGUUUCAACAAGGAGAAUGUGUCAAUCACCAACUGUAGCGAGCAAACCGCUGUAACCGCUUUUCGCAAGGGUCUAUUGCCCGGCUCGGAUCUUUAUAAGACUCUCACCAAGUACCCGUGCAAGACCAUGGAGGACGUGUUGAUUCAGGCUUGGGCGCAGAUUAAGUGGGAGGAAGACCAAUACAACAUGCAGAGGGUCUUCCCACCCAGUAGACCCGAAAGAGACCACCGGGUGGACAGGAGGUCAGGUCGUUACAGACGUGCUGAACCAUAUCCACCUUAUCGACAAAGCAGAGGAAGGGAUGAGUACGAUAGGGAACCCGACACACGCCCCCGCGAGAAAGCAAAGAUUCCAGAGUAUGCCCUAUCCAUCUCCCCCGCCGAAGCAGUUGAGGCACUAAGGAACCUGGGCAACAAGGUCAAAUGGCCAGAGAGGAUGAGGGCCCCAGCCGACCAGAGGGACAGGUCCAAGUGGUGUGAGUUCCAUGCAGACCAUGGGCAUCGGACAGAGGAUUGCAUCGCCCUCAAAUUGGAAGUGGCCCACCUACUAAAACAAGGCCACCUCACCGAUUACCUAACCGAGAAGGGCAAGCAGACCCUACAACAAGGAAGGGAUAGACAUGAUGACCAUAGAGAAGCUACACCGCCAAUCCCACCAUCUUAUGAAAGAACCGUGAAUGUGAUAUCUGGUGGCUCCAAAGUAAGCGGGGUCACCCACUCCGCAGCAAAGAAGCAUACUCGACAGGCUAUGUCUAACACGGAAGAAACCAACAUGCCCUGCCAGACCGCUUCAACCCUUCCGACCCAAACAAUCAGUUUUCAUACAACUGAAUCAGACAAGCUUCUUCACCCUCAUCAUGAUGCUUUAGUUAUUUCAAUUUUUAUUGCAAAUUGUUUGAUCAAGCGUGUUCUAAUCAAUAAUGGUAGUUCUGCCAAUAUCUUGUUUUUUGAUGCUUUCAGGGAGAUGGGACUGAACGAGUCCAAAAUAAUAAAAAAAUCUGCGGUGCUCAUAGGCUUCAGUGGUGAGACCAAGACCACGAUGGGAGAGAUUGACCUUCCUGUCUAUGCCGAAGGGGUGAAUCAAUCAACCAAGUUCUUAGUGAUCAAUGCCCCUUCCGCGUUCAACGUCAUUUUGGGUCGACCAUGGAUCCAUGAUAUGGAAGCAGUGCCAUCUACCUACCACCAAGUCAUCCGAUUCCCAACUAAAUGGGGCAUCAAGGAGAUCAGGGGCGAGCAAAAAGAUUCAAGGGCAUGCUACCAAACGAUCAUGAAGGCAAAGCAAACCACUCAAUAG
Molecule: messenger RNA, 1788 nt
Organism: Salvia miltiorrhiza (redroot sage)
Lineage: Eukaryota; Viridiplantae; Streptophyta; Magnoliopsida; Lamiales; Lamiaceae
Exons: 1
Coding region: 1-1788 (595 amino acids)
Source: RefSeq, a predicted model, not a curated record